Hemiscyllium ocellatum (epaulette shark) is the source of this 3137-nucleotide messenger RNA. Its product is annotated as rab effector MyRIP-like. Gene Ontology annotation, cellular component: cortical actin cytoskeleton. Gene Ontology annotation, molecular function: myosin binding; small GTPase binding; actin binding. Bases 232 to 2829 code for a protein of 865 amino acids. The transcript is spliced from 17 exons. The record is from RefSeq and is a predicted model, not a curated record. Gene Ontology annotation, biological process: intracellular protein transport. NCBI's taxonomy places the organism in Eukaryota, Metazoa, Chordata, Chondrichthyes, Orectolobiformes, Hemiscylliidae.
GCUGACUGACUGACUGACUGAGCUCAUUCCCUGUGCCUUUCUCCCCAGUCUCUGCACUGGAGACAGACUGAGACAGAAAUCACUGCACGUUUGAGAUCCUGGGAAUUUCGUGCCUGGCAACAAAUUGGCUUCGAAGUCCAUCGUCCUGGGAAACUGUCACCUCCUGUUUGCAACACCUGGGGAGGUAUUCUUUCUGGUGAUUGAAGCACAUCUUGGAACAAGGUAGAAAGCAUGGGAAAAACCCUUGACUUGUCUGGAUUGACAGAUGAUGAAGCUGAACAUGUGCUACAGGUUGUCCAGCGGGAUUUUGAUCUCCGGAAGAAGGAACAAGAACGACUGAGUGAACUGAAGCAGAAACUGAAUGAGGAAGGCAAUAAACGCACAAUCCUUUCCAAGCAGGAGAAGUUCAAUGAGAACUGCUGCAUCCGCUGCUGUAGCCCUUUUACCUUCCUCAUUAACACCAAGCGUCCUUGUGUCGACUGCAAGUUCAAUAUCUGCAAGAACUGUGGUGCAUACAGCAAGAAGGAGAAAGCCUGGAUCUGUACAGUGUGUCACCAGGCCCGGCUCCUGAGGACCCAGUCUUUGGAAUGGUACUACAAUAAUGUCAAGGGCAGAUUCAAACAUUUCGGCAGUGCUAAGGUGGUUCACACACUGUACAAGAAACGCCUUUCCAGGAGGGGAAGCUCAUCAAACAUACUAGAAGGCAAUAUUCUUGCAGACAGCCAAGAGAACGAAGAGAGACUCUGUGGAAAUGACUCCACGUCUGACACACAGACUGAAGGUCACACCAUCACUGAAACCCUAGCUACAGCCUUGCGGGUGGCUGAGGAAGCAGUCGAAGAGGCAAUCACCAAAGCAGAGUCCUUCAGUGACAGUCUGGAGAAGCAGAACGAGAGCCAUUACUUGCAAGAGCACAAGGAGGAACUGAUCGAAGAACUUGCUACAACUAUAAUGCAAAAGGUGAUAAAGAGGAAGAAAUCUGGGAAUGGAUUGACUGAUUCUGAGUCCGAACAGCCACAUUCACAGAACAGAGCCUCUGUCUAUCCUCUUUCUGUGAAAGAAAAUGCUCCUGAGAACCGCAGUAGGAUGUCCAACCUGUGGAGAUCCCACUCUGAAUUCUCUCUAACCAGCGAGGAAAAUCUAAGUAAAGACCUAACCGAAACUAACCCUAAAUCCUCUGACUCCGGAGUGAUGGGGAAGCUUGGACAAUUCCAGCCCUCCGAAAAUCCGGACUUAAGAUCCUAUUCACUGCCAAGUUGGAAAAGCAUGGAUUUGCUGGAUAAUGCAGGUUCCUCAGCUAUGGCCAUGUUGCACAGCCCUGAUGGCAACUGGAUGGCAAUGCAGAGCACGCCAGCCAUCCGCCCUCGCUUGCUAGCCAAGCCAAAGAGCAGAGUGUUCAUUGCCCUGGAGAAUGAGGCAGACGUUGUGUCCGCCUAUGACGAGAUGGGGACGGACGAUGACAAUGAUGAUGAUAUCGGCUGGAGUCCAGCUCUCGGUGAAUUGAGGCAACGUUCUGGGAAGCUGUCAGAUGAGACCUACUUCACCGACUCACAGCAUGACAAUGACUGGCUGGGCGCCAAUGGAAAGCGCCAUUCGGUCACCUCUCCGUCCUCCGGCCGAUACACCAACACGGAGACCAUGUACUCGGACUCGGAAACCUCCUCCGCCGGCUCAGUGCAGGUAUCGAUAUGCGGCUCGGGUGACCGGGUCACGGCAGGUGAAAGAAAGUCAAGCCAUGAUGGAGCCAUGCCAGCUGGCGCUCACUGUGCCGGGCAACUCGACAUAAACUACAACACGCAGCCGCGAGGAUUUGGAAACACAGACAGCAGCGAGGGCGAGGAUAUUCCUGAGGAGUCAGAGAGGAAGCACAGGCGGAGGAAACGGAGCAAAUGCUCACCUCAGGAGCAGCUGCACGAAACAGCCAGCCCUUUGAAAAUUCAGCAAUCACUUUCUAAAAACACAUGCCAGGAAUCGCCUAUUUCUGCAGAAAAGGUCCAAAAUGCAGACAGGAAAUCCAAUCUGGACCCAGAUAGUGGAGUCACAUUUUCUAGAACUCAUGCAGAUUUAAUGGAGGAGAAACUAAGAACCAAGUUGGUUCGGCUUGCAACCAAACUAAGUGACAAGGAGUCAUCAUCUGGAGAUGAGCUGGAUCCAGACACAACUGAGGGAGCUCAGGAGACCUCCUCGUGUGAUGAAGAUCACAAGCACAUUCAAGAUGAACUCAUGAGAAAGUAUUCUGCCAUCUCUCUCUGCAACAUCACAACAGAAGCACUGAAAGUCAUCAAUGCCACAGAGGAUCUGAUUGGAGAGGCCACAGGGACAAGUGAUUCCCGGUCGGAAUCGAGUGGAGGAAGAAUUCCGACAGGGAAGGAAGCAGUAAAACUUGAAGAACAGCUCUCUAAACUGGAGGAAAAUGUUUACAUAACGGCAGGCACAGUGUACAGUCUGGAGGGACAACUGAACGACCUGGAGGAUUGUGCAAGGAGCAUCCACAGUAUAACCACAGAGACAGAACUUGCUGACCUAGAGGACCAAGUGGCAACUGCAGCUGCUCAGGUUCACCAAGCUGAGCUGCAGGUUUCAGAUAUUGAACGCAGAAUUUCGGCUCUGAACGUGGCAGGAUUGAAUGUGGUUCCCUGUGAACGGCUUCUGAAGAAACGUAACCAGCCAGAAAUGAAGGCAGAGACCAUUGAUUCUUCCCGGCAACAGAGGAGAAAACUACCUGCCCCACCAAAGCAAGGAGAGACAGUUGACAGCACUCCAGGUACGUCCAUCAGGACCUACAGCAGGAAUAGCUUGUUCCAAGAUUCAGCAUCACGGCACAAUUGAAAGGAAGACACGAGCAUUGUUGAUCCUUCUGCAAAGUCUUAACCGUACUGAGAACUGGACACCCACUCUGAAGACAACUCACUGCCUAUGGCUGUCCACUAGAGUGCCUUGAUACAACAGCCAUGGAAACUCUAAUCCUGCCACCACUCUCAAUCCCAUAUGGAGCGGACUCUCACCGGAUACCUCCCUGAGUUCACCCUGUGACACUUCAGGAUUGUACCUUUACUGUGGUAAAAAGAAUUCGUUUUGCCUUAAUUUCAGAGACCUUUUGGGAAUGGUGACUGAUUUCUCUGUACCAUUGGCCCAUG